AUGGCGACGACGACCGCAAACGCUGCUGCGAUCCUUCAAGUGCUGACUCAAGGGCUCGGCAAGACGUUGCCUCCGCAUCCGGGCAAGAACUUGACUGUGCCGCAAGCGCCCACCCGCUCGCCUAUCCUCACCGAACGUGAGUACCAAUUGGCAAUCAAGAACGCGCUGAGGUACUUCCCUAAGGAAUGGCAUGCGACGCUGGCGCCCGAAUUCGCUGCCGAACUCAAGGACGAAGGACACAUUUACAUGCAUCGCUUCCGUCCCACAGCGUACGAAAUGAAGGGGUACCCCGUGGAGGCGUACCCGGGCAAAAUCACAGCGGCGAACGCGAUCAUGAUGAUGAUCAUGAACAACUUGGACAAAGCGAUCGCGCAAUUUCCCGCGCAUUUGAUCACAUACGGUGGAAACGGCAGCGUCUUUAGCAACUGGGCGCAGUACUUGUUGGUCAUGCAAUACUUGAGCCAAAUGACCGAGGACCAAACGCUCGUACUCUACUCCGGCCACCCGUUGGGUCUCUUUCCUAGCUCGCCGGACGCGCCGCGUGUGAUCGUGACCAACGGCAUGAUGAUCCCCAACUACUCGACUCGCGAAAUGUACGACAAGCUGUAUGCGCUGGGCAACACCCAGUAUGGCCAAAUGACGGCCGGCAGCUACUGCUACAUCGGGCCUCAAGGGAUCGUUCACGGCACGACCAUCACCGUCAUGAACGCGUGCCGCAAGUAUCUCCACCGCGAAGACAUGAAGGGUGUAGUGUACGUGUCGUCUGGCCUCGGCGGCAUGAGUGGUGCCCAGCCCAAAGCCGGGGUUAUUGCCGGCAUGAUCUCGGUGACGGCCGAAGUCGACUACUCUGCAAUUGAAAAGCGCUACGCUCAAGGUUGGGUGAACGAGAUCGCGUCGACGUUGCCGCAGUGCUUGAGCAUGAUCCGCGCCGCGCGCAAGGACCAACGCGUCGUGUCCAUUGCGUACCACGGCAACAUUGUGGACUUGUGGGAAGCGUUGGCCGACGCCGCCGACAAGGGCGAGCUCCUCGUCGAGCUCGGGUCGGACCAAACGUCGCUCCACAACCCGUUCAACGGCGGGUACUACCCCGCCGAAAUCUCGUUCGAGGAAUCGCUCGUCCUCAUGGCGUCCGACCCCCCUGCGUUCAAGAAGCUCGUCCAGUCUAGUCUGCUGCGCCACGUGAAUGCCAUCAACCGUCUCACGGCUGCCGGCAUGUUCUUUUGGGACUACGGGAACUCGUUCCUGCUUGAAGCCAGCCGCGCCGGCGCCGAUAUCUACAAAACGCCGUCCAACCACGAAGAUGGGUUCAAGUACCCGUCGUACGUCCAAGACAUUAUGGGCGAUAUCUUCUCUCUGGGGUUUGGCCCGUUCCGAUGGGUGUGCGCCUCUGGCAGCCCGGACGAUCUCCGCACGACAGACCGCAUCGCCGCCCGCAUUUUGAAGGCAUACCUCGUCAACGCCCCACCGCGCGUCGCGGCCCAGUUGCGUGACAACAUCAAGUGGAUUGAAGCCGCCGAAGAGAACAAGAUGGUCGUGGGCACGCAAGCGCGCAUUCUGUACGCCGAUCGCUUUGCCCGUCAAAGCAUCGCCGUCGCUUUCAACCAAGCGAUCACGAGCGGUGAAUUGACCGGCCCCGUUGUGCUCAGCCGCGACCACCACGACGUCAGCGGGACCGACAGUCCGUUCCGCGAAACGUCCAACGUCGCGGACGGUUCCAUGUUCACGGCGGACAUGGCAAUCCAGAACGUGAUCGGUGACGCGUUCCGAGGAGCGACGUGGGUGUCCAUUCAUAACGGCGGCGGUGUCGGCUGGGGAGAAGUCACCAACGGAGGAUUCGGCAUGGUGCUUGACGGGUCCAAGGCCGCUGAACGCAAAGCCGCCAACAUGUUGAGUUGGGACGUGAACAACGGCGUAGCGCGUCGUGCUUGGGGCCGCAACGACAACGCGGUCUUCGCCAUGGAGCGCGAAAUGGAAGCCGACCCGCUCCUCAAGGUCACGCUGCCCCAGCACACCGACGACGCCUUGAUCAAGGCCGUGUGCGAUGCUGCGUUCAAAUGAACAUGAGUAGAAGGAGGUAGGGUAUUAAUUUACAGAGGUUUUACCGUGUCCGAAUAAACUUCGAGCGUUUCCGCCGUGCCAUCAUGCGCCGGGAGCCAGACUUGUUGUUUGGCGGGGGUUGUAUGGAGCGUGCAUGGACAUGGGAAUGUGCAGACUUUAUGGCGCUUGAUCCAACUCCUCGUCAUGAUGUUGUGUGCUGCAUUCGGUGGUCCACUACGUACGGCCUCUCGAUGAGCCGCGUCGCAGCCAAACCCGCUCGUCAAGACGUCGAGUCGAAGCGCAAAGACGCAAGUGCCUUGAUAUCCUCGUGACGUUUGCAUUCUGGUUUUUAUGUGCCUGACGCAUGAUGGCACAGUGCGUCGCACGGUCACCGAUCGUCGCUGCUGUGGAGCAUCGAGGACGCUUUUGUAGAAGAGAGUGCCACGAAUGUGUAACUUGAUUGUCAAGCCAAGUUGUGUGUCCCCACGGAAGCUGCGGAUUAUGGUCGUUCGAGCCAUGGCACGAUUUGUUUGAAUCGCACCUUCAUCCUGCCAACAACCUUCAAGGCAUGUUUGGACGAAGGCAUUCCCGCUGGACCUUGACUUUGUUAACGGAGAAGAGGAACGUCUGUUUUGGCAUCAAAUCGUGCAUGCUCGGGUGAACCAAGACUCUGUGCUUGGUGUUGACUGGGGACGUAUCGUGCUGGGCCAGCGACGAAGUCCCUACCGCCUCCCGUCAAAACAUGCGGCACGGUGAGCCCCUUGACAUUCCAUGCCUCCGACCGCAUGGAUCCUUACGAAUGGCACCAUGGUGGAAAGCAAUUGCCCGUUUGCUUUGCAGCGACGGGCGUUGACGGCUGCACCCUGGCGUUGUCGGCGACUGCAACAAUAAUGUGCCGUCCCGGUGUCCAGCCGGA
Aphanomyces invadans is the source of this 2953-nucleotide messenger RNA. Its product is annotated as urocanate hydratase. NCBI's taxonomy places the organism in Eukaryota, Oomycota, Saprolegniomycetes, Saprolegniales, Verrucalvaceae. The transcript has a single exon. Gene Ontology annotation, molecular function: urocanate hydratase activity. Gene Ontology annotation, biological process: L-histidine catabolic process. The record is from RefSeq and is a predicted model, not a curated record. Bases 1 to 2058 code for a protein of 685 amino acids.